Molecule: messenger RNA, 1620 nt
Organism: Danio rerio (zebrafish)
Lineage: Eukaryota; Metazoa; Chordata; Actinopteri; Cypriniformes; Danionidae
Gene: aaas
Product: aladin WD repeat nucleoporin
Source: RefSeq, marked validated
GCGCUGUUCAACUGGUGUAUGAUGUGUUCUCUGGCUGUGUUUCCUCCUCCGCUGGCUGCGGGACACACACACACACUGAUGGAGCAGCACAACGAGCUGCAGGCGUCUGACCCUCAGGUCGAUCUGCCCAGUCCUCAGUUCACCAGAGACACACUGAAGGGUCACAGUCGAGCCGAGAGCAGCAGUAAAUCAGCAUUCCUGGACCAGAGAGACACACUGUGGAGGAGAAGCGCUGGAGCCUGGCGUGAUGCUGGUCUGUACGGCCUUCUGGACCAGAUCACCAACAGUGCAGAUGAAGUGCCCAGGUGUGUGUCGGUGGGCUCCUCCUGUCUGCUGGCUCUGCUGAGAUGGUCUUCCUCCUUCCAUGGCUCUCUGUUUCCUCAUCUGACACUCAGCAGUGAUGAGAUGGUGGCCGAGUUCUCCCAGAUGUUGGACUGGUCAGACAGUGCUGUGCGGAGCUUCUCUUGGCAUCCUCACACGGAUAAGUUUGCUGUAGCGCUGCUGGACGACUCCAUCAAGAUCUACAAACCGCACAGCUCGACGGCCCCCACACUGAAGCACCGCUGUCAGAGGAGUGUGUGUGCGCUACAGUGGAAGCCUCUGUGCGGAUCGGCUCUGGCUGUGGCCUGUCAGUCCUGCCUGCUCAUCUGGCAUGUGGACCCUGCGUCUCUGUCCACCAGGCCGUCGUCAGGCUGUGCGCAGGUCUUGUCUCACCCCGGUCACUCUCCCAUCACCUCCAUCGCCUGGUCACCCACCGGCUCCCUGCUGGUGUCUGCGUCUCCUGUCGACACGGCCAUGAUGGUGUGGGACGUGGCGGCGGAGAGCUGUGUGCCGCUGCGGAGGGUUGGCGGCGGUGGCGUCACGUUCCUCUCCUGGUCUCCAGAUGGCAGUCGACUGCUGGCCGCCACACCGUCUGCUCUCUUCAGGGUUUGGGAGACGCGUAUGUGGACGUGUGAGAGAUGGCCGUGUCUGAAAGGCAGUUGUCAGUCAGCGUGCUGGAGUCCAGACGGAGCCUGUCUGCUGUUGAGUAUUCAGGGAGAGAGGCUGAUCUACGCGCUCUCCUUCUCUGAUCUCACAGGAGGUCCGAAAGCCGCUACAGUGGUGGCCGAUCUGUCUGAGACCAGCUUUCCUGGACCUGAAGGAGAUCUGACUGUCGGAGGAGAGGUCUGCUCUCUGUCUUGGGAUCCUCGAGGUGAAAGACUCGCUGUGCUGCUGAAAGGAGAUGCGCAGUCCACUGAUCAUCCUUCAGUCAUCGCCGUGUUUAAGACGCGCUGCAGUCCUGCAUUUGAGCUGCUGCCGUGUGGGUUUGUGAUGGGCGAAGCUGGAGCCGAACCCAGAUUCAUGCAGUUCCACCCGCACUUCCAGCACGGCGCUCUGCUGACGGUGUGCUGGUCUGACGGCAGAAUCACACACGUGCCAUUUUACUUCAGCAGUGCUGGACUCUCAGACUCACAGCGGCCGGCGGCUCUGAGCACUGCUGACCGCUCCAUCAGCAGACUCUACACUGAAGAUCUACACUGAACACCUCCAUCAGAUCCUCCACUGACCGCUCCAUCAGCAGACUACACUGAUGUUAGUCCACUUCUGAUCCUGUCAAUAAAUCCUGAUUUCCUAAGCAAA